Messenger RNA from Malassezia restricta, 1638 nucleotides. Its product is annotated as ubiquitin carboxyl-terminal hydrolase 1. Gene Ontology annotation, molecular function: cysteine-type deubiquitinase activity; cysteine-type endopeptidase activity. The record is from RefSeq and is a predicted model, not a curated record. Gene Ontology annotation, biological process: protein deubiquitination. The transcript has a single exon. Bases 1 to 1638 code for a protein of 545 amino acids. Lineage: Eukaryota; Fungi; Basidiomycota; Malasseziomycetes; Malasseziales; Malasseziaceae. Gene Ontology annotation, cellular component: nucleus; cytosol.
AUGUUGUUGUUGGCAGUAGCGUGGCUGAUUGUGCAUUCACCAGUGGUACAAGCUGCAGACGCGUCUGAUAUUGUAGACAUUCGCAUUCUGCUCUUUACGCUCGCUGCUGCUUCGCUGGUGCUGGCUGCGUGUAUCAUACCCAUCCUGAUGCCGUGGAUCGCUCCUGGCUUUGAUCCACUGCGUGGUCUGUUGCCUGCGCAUGACUCGCCACCGCCAUUACUUGAUGCACAUGCAAGUGUUGCCGCACAAAAGCAGAGACUCUCAUCUGAAGUGCCUCAUUAUGCUGGUUUGGUGAACCCAAGCGUUGACUGCUACUUUAACAGCGUAGUGCAAAGUCUCGCGAGUUUGACGCAUCUCGCGCGCUAUCUCGAUGACAUGGCAAUCAUGUCACGUCGCUGGGAUGUAGCGACACCUGUGACGGACGCUCUGUUAGCACUUUUAGUCGCGCUAAAUACGCCUCAGGCACGACGCACCACCCUCACACCUCGUGCAUUACGAACUGCACUACAGUCUGCAUCACCAUCGCAUGGCAUACGAACGCUACUUUCAGCACAACAACAGCAAGAUGCACAUGAAAUUUGCGUACUUCUGAUGGAGACGCUCGAUGCUGAAUUGGGUGCUGUGCAGCAGGGUCGCUCGCAUGCGUUGCGGUCGCAAACUACGCAAGGUCUCGGGUUGCUUACCGCACCGUCGAUCCUGGUCCGAGGCCGUCUACGUACCCAGCUUGGAUUUGAUGGUGAUCAUGUCUCAAAUCCAUUUCGUGGUACGUUGGCACAGCGGACAUCGUGUGCUCAGUGUGGCUACAUGGAAGCUGUUCGCCAUUUUUCGUUUACUGAUCUGGAUUUGGUGGUACCAAGCUCGACAUGUACCCUUCAGCAAUGUCUAGCAUCGUGGAUGGAGCUCGAGCAUAUAGAGUGGGUAUGCCAUCGAUGCAGCCUACAAGCCACGCUCAUGCGCAUCGAAUCGGCUCGCGAUGCCAUCACGGAGCCGUGCUCACGGAAGCAGAGCAAGCAGGCAGCUCUCUUGGAUGCCCAGCGAACAACACUGAAACGUGUGCUUUGCAGCGGGGCACAUGACUCCGAGCUCGAGGCGACACACGAGCUCGAUGGUAUUGAGUUGGAACGCAUACUAAGUACUUAUGCCACGAAACAAAUCAUGAUGGCGAGGUGUCCUCCUAUUCUUGUCUUGCACCUGAAUCGCUCGUCUUUUUCUCUGGGUAAUUUCGGGGCCAGCAAAAAUCAGGCCCGUGUCGUCUUUCCCGAGUACCUCGACAUGCUUCCCUUCAUGACAGGCGCAACUCUUUCUGCCCAUCCAUUACAGCCCAUCUCCCCCUCCGAAAAGGCAGGCAACGCCAUAUACAGACUCAGUGCCAUGGUAGCGCACUAUGGUACACAUAACUAUGGACAUUACGUCUCCUAUCGAAGGCGUCCUUGUCCCUUGGAUGAAGGUCCAGACGUGUGGACGCGCGUCUCGGACGAUCAUGUGCAAUUGUGCUCAUGGGAUGAAGUUCAGGUGCAAAACCCGUACCUGCUCAUGUACGAGCGCAUAGACAACGCAGCGCCGUCACCACUGAUACCCGCACGUACCGUGCAUCGCUGGGACGUAUAUACUUUUAGACGCGCCAUUUCUGCUCCAUAG